CGAACUCGGAGGAAGAAGCCAAGCCGUGUAGUGCGUGAAAGCGAACAAUAAAACGUAAAAAAUAGCAAAAACUACAACUGCAAACAAAUCCCACGCGAGGGAAACGGAAGUAAUUGCGCCUUUUCCGUGCCGGACAUUAGCGAAGCAGUAGAAGCGCGGCGCUUUUUUACUGCGAAAAAGUCUCCGUAACGAAACACCACGCACGGUGCGCGACAACGGCAGAGCAAGCGAAAACAAAUAUGGCCGAUGUACAGGACGCGGAAAUGAAUGGAAGCAGUCAAGACGUGCCGGAAAACGGACAAAAUCAGAUGGACAGUGAGGACAACCUUGGCGGCAACAAUGGUGGUGGUGGUGGCGGCGGCGACAGUCAGAGCGGUCGUGACGACGAGCGGAAGCUGUUCGUUGGCGGGCUGAGCUGGGAAACGACCGAGAAAGAUCUGCGUGAACACUUUGGCCAGUACGGCGAGAUCGAAAGCAUCAAUGUGAAGACGGACCCGAACACGGGCCGUUCGCGCGGAUUUGCCUUCAUCGUGUACAAAGCGUCCGACUCGAUCGACAAGGUUGUGGCGGCCGGUGAGCAUGUGCUCAACAACAAGAAGGUGGACCCGAAACGGGCCAAGGCUCGUCCCGGCAAGAUUUUCGUUGGCGGUCUCACAUCAGACAUCAGUGAUGAUGAAAUCAAGACGUUUUUCGGCCAGUUCGGUACGAUCGUGGAGGUGGAACUUCCGUUCGACAAGCAAAAGAAUCAACGCAAGGGCUUCUGCUUCAUCACGUACGAGUCGGUGCAGGUGGUGAACGAGCUGCUUAAGACGCCGAAGCAAACCAUCGCCGGCAAGGAGGUGGACGUGAAGAAGGCCACCCCCAAACCGGACAACCAGAUGGGUGGCAUGGGCGGUGGUAUGGGAGGCAUGGGUGGCGGACGCGGCAAUAUGCGUGGUGGAAUGCCCGGAAGGGGUGGCAUGCGCGGCAGAGGAGGCCCCAAGGGUGGAUUCGGUGGUGGCUGGGGGGGCCCCGGUGGCUACGGCUACGACAGCUACAGUGGCGGAUACGGCGGACAGGGCUACGGUGGCGGUGGUUUCGACGGAGGCUUCGGAUACGGUGGCGGUGGUUUCGGAGGAGGCGGUGGCUACAUGAACGGUGGCCGUCAGGGUGGCCAGCGAGGCGGAAAGGGGGGCAGCGGGGGCUUCAAGCAACGUGGUGCCGGUGGUGGCGGUGGCGAUCGUCCACCAAGACAUGCCCCUUACUAAAAUCAAAAAUCCUCUUUCUUCCUAUCCGGUUUUUUACUUUUAGUUUUUUUUUGUCUCUAGUUAAAGCAACCGUGAAGUCUGUGUCCUUCCUUUCCCGCUCCCCACCAAACUCCUAUGAUCGAACUUCCCGCCCGCGAGUCUCGAAGUCCGUAGUAAACGAGAUUAUGUAUUUUAGAGUACGAAAGGAGAACAGGCAGCAGCAGACAGGCGCAGAUCAGGGAUUUUUAUUCCACCUUUACCAUAAUGAAUUACACACAUACCACACAUUUAUAUAAUGUUUGCAUUCUUGUAUCAUUUCAACAGACAAUAAAACAGUAAACUAAUGGUGGAAAGGA
This is a messenger RNA of Anopheles moucheti, 1582 nucleotides long. Its product is annotated as RNA-binding protein squid-like. NCBI's taxonomy places the organism in Eukaryota, Metazoa, Arthropoda, Insecta, Diptera, Culicidae. The record is from RefSeq and is a predicted model, not a curated record. Gene Ontology annotation, molecular function: RNA binding. The transcript has a single exon. Bases 240 to 1247 code for a protein of 335 amino acids. Gene Ontology annotation, cellular component: nucleoplasm. Gene Ontology annotation, biological process: regulation of gene expression.